AUGGCCUAUAGAGGUCCUUAUCCCUCAGGACCAUCACCACCUGAUCCUUACGGCCCGCCACCGCCACAACCACCAAUAUACGGUCAGCCACGGCCCGAAUAUGGGCCUGGCCCACCACCGCCACCUCGGCCUAAUUACUAUGCUCCCCAACCUCAUCAUGGGCCACCAGGCCCACCUUCACCUCCUUAUUACUCACAUCAUCAUCAACAACCCCAUCACCGUCCUGGCCCUGGCCCGGCUCCACCACCCUACAUGGACCGUGAUCCUUACGGCCCAUCACCGCCGUAUAUGGACCGUGAACCUUAUGGUCCUCCUCCACCUCCAUACAUGGACCGUGAUCCUUAUAGUCCUCCACCACCGUACAUGGACCGUGAUCCUUACGGUCCACCUACUCCUUGGCCUCGCCAGGGUGCACCGCCACCGCCUCGGCCUUAUUAA
This is a messenger RNA of Chenopodium quinoa (quinoa), 438 nucleotides long. Its product is annotated as extensin-like. NCBI's taxonomy places the organism in Eukaryota, Viridiplantae, Streptophyta, Magnoliopsida, Caryophyllales, Amaranthaceae. The coding region runs from base 1 to 438 and encodes 145 amino acids. The record is from RefSeq and is a predicted model, not a curated record. The transcript has a single exon.